AUGACAGGGUCGCAAGCCACUACUGAAUCAUCUACCACUGAAUCCUCUUCUACUACUUCAGAGAGCUCGUCCCAAGCGGUAUUCAAACCCGCCGCCAUAACACCUUUGGGUUCCCAUACCACCAAGUUCAACACAUCGUCAGGUCCUCCCUUCCCCCAACCUCCAUCGACCUCCUCAAUCCCUGCGGUAGUCCUAACGACCGAUUCACCGCCUUCACCGCCUUCACCGCCUUCCCCGACUGCAACGCCUGAUUUCAACACAGAACUAUUUUCCACUGUCAUCACAGGCAUUCACCUCACUUCGGCUGUAACUUACGGCAUUGAUCCAUCCACAUCCCCGAGUCAAACUGCAAUUUUGGCCACCGUAAACUCUGGUUUCUGGCAGAAUAAAGCUGCUGUCGCGGGGACUUUCGUGGUUUUAGCGCUCAUCAUAUUAGGGGCGGCGGCUGGCGUGACAUUCUCCUACUACAAAAAACGAAAUGCACGAAUGCAUUCUCGCCUUCAAGAUCAGCUCUUCGACAAAGACCUCGAAUCGGAAGGGACUCGGAAUAGUUCCCCAGGUCUCAGCAUUAACGCCGCUCCCAUUGACCCCUUCACAACCCGGGAAAUAGAUUACGACCCUACCCGCGUACACGAGCAGCCACGGGAAAUGAGUUUUUAUGCGUCGCCCACCUCACUGAAUUCUGGUGAAUCAACCAAGGUGGUGCCCCGAAGUCAUAUUGGUCGGGAAUCUUAUCCAACUUCGAUCGAUUCUUUCUACGGAGCUGCCUCGCCAUCAUCUGCACGGCGAGAGGAGGCCUUCGGGCAUUGA
This is a messenger RNA of Laccaria bicolor S238N-H82, 810 nucleotides long. RefSeq lists its product as uncharacterized. The record is from RefSeq and is a predicted model, not a curated record. The transcript has 3 exons. Lineage: Eukaryota; Fungi; Basidiomycota; Agaricomycetes; Agaricales; Hydnangiaceae. The coding region runs from base 1 to 810 and encodes 269 amino acids.